Molecule: messenger RNA, 288 nt
Organism: Tricharina praecox
Lineage: Eukaryota; Fungi; Ascomycota; Pezizomycetes; Pezizales; Pyronemataceae
Exons: 2
Coding region: 1-288 (95 amino acids)
Source: RefSeq, a predicted model, not a curated record
AUGCUCAUUGCAUACGACAUACACACCGUACACCCCAUGCCAGACAGGAACCAGCUCGAGCCGCUCGUCUUCUUCUCGAGCCUGGUCGUCGGUGGCUACUACCUACUUCCCAGCCUUACGAAGCUCCUGGUCGAGCUGCUCUCGCACGUCCACACCAAUCCGAAGCGCACUGCUAUGGACGACUUCUGGGUGAACGUCUUCGGUCUUGGGUGCCUCGGCGUGGGGGCUGGUGGCAUGUGGCUAGCUACGGUGUUUGCGUUGUUUGAGGAUGAUGCCGACAUGGACUGA